This is a messenger RNA of Cryptotermes secundus, 3837 nucleotides long. RefSeq names its product bifunctional 3'-phosphoadenosine 5'-phosphosulfate synthase (gene Papss). Bases 157 to 2022 code for a protein of 621 amino acids. The record is from RefSeq and is a predicted model, not a curated record. Gene Ontology annotation, biological process: 3'-phosphoadenosine 5'-phosphosulfate biosynthetic process; sulfate assimilation. The transcript has 11 exons. Gene Ontology annotation, molecular function: adenylylsulfate kinase activity; ATP binding; sulfate adenylyltransferase (ATP) activity. Lineage: Eukaryota; Metazoa; Arthropoda; Insecta; Blattodea; Kalotermitidae.
UCUGUUGUGCAUCUGUAGGGUUGGGUGGUUGUGCCAAAUAAACCAUAGAAUACAAAUCGUAAAUCGUGGUUGAAAGUGGUUGGAAGCUUAUAACCCUAAUAAGUGGGCUAAGUGGGUGUAACUGUCUUAGCGUGUGUUGGAAGAGAAAUCUUAGUGAUGCCCGGCGAUCAGGAAAUUAAGAAACAGAAAACUACACUUCAAGUUGCAACUAAUGUGACUGAACAGAAGCACCAUGUGUCACGAGAUAAGAGAGGUCAAAUUCUUGGAAACCUCCGAGGCUUCCGGGGCUGUACAGUGUGGUUCACAGGUUUGUCAGGAGCUGGGAAAACAUCAAUAGCUUUUGAGUUGGAAGCUUUUUUGGUUUCACGUGGUAUCCCGGCUUAUGGACUUGAUGGAGACAAUAUCAGAACAGGCCUCAACAAAAAUUUGGGCUUCUCAAAGGAAGAUCGAGAAGAGAAUAUCAGACGUGUGGCAGAGGUUGCCAAACUCUUUGCAGAUAGUGGUGUUGUCUCUCUCUGCAGCUUUGUUUCCCCAUUUUCUGAGGACAGGGAAAUGGCAAGAAAAAUUCACAAAGACAGUGACCUUCCAUUCUUUGAGGUUUUUGUGGAUACACCACUGAAUGUUUGCGAACAACGAGAUGUGAAAGGCCUGUAUAAGAAGGCAAGGCAAGGCAGCAUUAAAGGUUUCACUGGUGUUGAUCAAGUUUAUGAGAAGCCAGAGGCACCAGAUCUUGUCGUGAAAACUGUUGAGAGCACAGUUGAAGAGAGCAUGCUGCAGGUGGUUGAGAUGCUGGAAGAACAGGGAAUUAUUCCUACAACUUUACGUUCUUCUGAUAUUGUAGAAGAACUUUUUGUGCCAGAGAAUCGUGUGAAGGCAGCUAAAGAAGAGGCGCAACAUUUGCCAUCACUGGAGAUCACAACAGUUGAUUUGCAGUGGGUGCAAGUGCUUGCUGAAGGCUGGGCCACUCCUCUGAAAGGGUUCAUGAGAGAAGAUCAGUUCUUGCAGACUCAGCACUUCAGCUGUCUUCUGGAAGGAUCUGGUGUAAAUCAGUCUAUACCAAUAGUGCUUCCUGUCUCAUCUGAAGACAAAGAACGAUUGGUCGGGUUGUCAUCAUUUACUCUUUCUUAUAAUGGUCAUUGUGUGGCAAUCCUGCGUAAGCCUGAGUUUUAUCCUCACCGUAAAGAAGAAAGAGUCUGUAGACAGUUUGGUACAUGUCACAGAGACCAUCCAUAUAUUAAGAUGAUCUAUGAGAGUGGAGAUUGGCUGGUGGGUGGUGACAUUGAAGUCUUGGAGCGUAUACGGUGGGGAGAUGGGCUGGAUGGCUACAGGCUCACUCCUAAUGAGCUCAGAGCUAAAUUUAAAGAAAUGGGAGCUGAUGCUGUGUUUGCUUUCCAGUUGAGAAACCCUGUCCACAACGGACAUGCUCUCUUAAUGCAGGACACUAGGCGACGUCUGUUGGAAGAGAAAGGCUUCAAGAAACCAGUCCUGCUCCUUCAUCCUCUGGGAGGCUGGACCAAAGAUGAUGAUGUGCCACUUCCUGUUCGCAUUCAGCAACAUCAAGCUGUUUUAGAGGAGGGAAUUCUUGACCCACAGAGUACUCUUCUUGCCAUAUUCCCUUCACCCAUGCAGUAUGCUGGACCUACUGAGGUACAGUGGCAUGCAAAAGCUCGCAUGUCUGCUGGUGCCAACUUCUAUAUAGUGGGUAGAGAUCCAGCAGGUUUACCACACCCUGACAAGGACUUGAAAUGUGAUUUGUAUGAUGCCACACAUGGUGCUCGUGUGCUCAGCAUGGCCCCGGGGCUGCAUACACUGGAGAUCAUUCCAUUUAGAGUUGCUGCUUAUGACAAGACAAGAAGCAAAAUGGCUUUCUUUGAUCCCCAGAGGAAACAGGAUUUUGAGUUCAUCUCUGGAACAAAAAUGAGAGGCUUAGCUCGAUCUGGGCAGCUGCCCCCUGAUGGCUUUAUGUCACCAAGAGCCUGGAAGGUUCUUUCAGGAUACUACCAGUCUCUGUUCAGUACAUAGGUAAAUGUGUGAAAACAUUCAUAUACUGGCAAUUAUGGAAGCGAAGGAAAGAAGUUUGAGGUUUUCACAUUGGUGAAGAUGCAUAUGGUGGUCUUCCAAGUUAUGAUGCAAUGUAGUCUCCUCGUUGUGUUCUUGUUGGCCACCUUGACCCUACAUUCCUCAGAUUUUCCAAUUCAUGACUCUGUUUCUGGAAUGGCCAGUCGAAGCCAUGCUUGAGGCUGUUUCCUUCUCCUGUCUUGUACACACACACAAAAAAAAAAACAGUUUUGCACCUUCACUCAUUUCUUGUCCAAACAUGAAGGCAGUAUCUUUCUCUGAAAUAUUGGUGUCCCUGUAUCAGACAGAGUAUGUUGUGUCAUAACCAAAAUUCCAUAGUAUGAAGAAAUAAAGAGGAAAAUGUGAAUGUAUUUGUUGUUAUAAGAAGUACAUAUAUGAAAUUCUACGUACAGAUUAAAAAAUGUUUGUAUAUAAUGAAGGGGACCUGGGAUAACUCACUUGGUAUAGUGAUGGGCUGUGGGCUGGAUGGCCAGGGUUCAAUUCCUGGCAGGAGCAAGAAUAUUUUUCUUCCUCACAUUGUCCAGGCUAGCUCUGGGGCCCACACAGCCUUGUGUUCAGUUGGUAUGGGGCACUUAAUAAUUAAUUAUUAAUUCAGCACAGGGACAACUUUACAUUCAUAUGCAAUGAAGGUUUUAGGCUACAGUACUGUCUGUUUGUUAUAGCGAUUUUUAUUUUAUUUGGUAUACAGUGAUUCUGUUUGUUCUUUCAUAUGUUUAGAUUUUAUUUCUAAUUAAAUGUAGCCUACAAUGAAUAUGUAUUAUAUACAUUGUAAGUUAAUUAAUUCACUGUACAUUGUCAAAUAAUUGCAGCUAAAGAAACAAUGCAUAAGUUAGGGAAAUGAUGUAUAAAUUACAAAAGAAAUCACUUUAUUACAUAAAUAUGCUAAGUAUACUUACAUCAUAGACAGUCUGCACUACAAAAGUGAUUACAUUUGGAACUGAAGCAAUGUGGCAAGGUGCAGUGAAAUGUGUGUUUAGUUUUGUUCAUUCUGCCAUUAUCUUAUUAUGUAUGUUGACAUGAUUUGUCACCUUUUGAAUAUUUUGAGCACUCACAUUAAGAGACGGCAAUUUUCUUGGCUGUUAGUAAAGUAACAAUAAUUUAUAUUGCACAAUAUGAAUGCAGAUGUCACAUAAUAUUUAGACUCUCAGCAUAAUAAACAUGCUGCUAAUCACUAACCCAGUGUAAAUAAUGAUUAAAACAGAGCACAAAAUAUCUGUGUUGGCAAAAGCAGUAUUUUGAUUCUGAGAUUGCCUGAACAUAGUUCAAAUACUGCCAUUUUGUCCAUUCAUUGUUAUUGCUUGUAUUUGUAUACCAAGCAGCUUCAGGAGUUGAUGCAGCAGUAUUAAAAAUUGAUACACCAAUAUGAAUUAUUAUUUACUAGGUGUGUAAUUGCAAAAAUUUCUGAGGUUAUUUGUGUGUGUAUAAGUAAUUUGCCAGUGAUGUCACAGACUUCAUGGAAUUGAUGAUGUCGGCUAUUAUCAUGUGAUCAACAUAGCAUAAUAUACAAGUAAUACACUAUUGGCCUCUACUGAGGGGUUUCACAACAUACAGUACCUGUGUCAUGGGCAACAUCUGACAGUCAGUUAUUCCUUUAAUCACACUGCUAGAGCUGGUUAUGGGAUAAUUUGUGUUAUUGACAUUUUGUAUGUUAUCUAUGCAUAUUAUGAACAUGUAGGAGGUUGUACCAAAAUGUGGAUGGUAACUUGCCAGAGGCAGACUCUGUAGUCUCAAGCAAAUCAAAGAACUGGUUUUUAGGGG